Messenger RNA from Eruca vesicaria subsp. sativa (arugula), 2659 nucleotides. NCBI's taxonomy places the organism in Eukaryota, Viridiplantae, Streptophyta, Magnoliopsida, Brassicales, Brassicaceae. The record is from the annotation of a GenBank genome assembly.
AAAAAAAAAAAAAAAAGUUGAAUCAUUCUUAAUAUUAGAAUAAACCUCAAUAAUCCUAACCAUAAUAAAAACAUAACAACUAUCUCACUCCAGUGUUAGGUGUAUAUAUAUACACAUCAACCUCUGGUCCUAAAAUAUAAGAUUCAACAAGAACAAAAUAACCCCCGAGAGAGAUUCAGAUUCGAGACAAAAGUCGAAAAUGAAGUUCGGCAAGGAGUUUUCGUCUCAAAUGGUACCAGAGUGGCAACAAGCUUACAUGGACUACGAUUUUCUCAAAACCCUUCUCAAAGAAAUCGUCCGGUUCAAACUCAGAACCAACAAUGCACCUACACGUGGCGGCGCCAAGAACCACCAGGGAGGAGGAGGACUAAACCGGAAAAUGACUCUUUACCGAGCGUUUAGCGGUUUAGUCUCGACUCCGGGAAGGCAAAGACGCGGUAACAACCCUCACGACGUCGAGGAAGGGGUACAGUUAACAGCUACAACGACAACAACAUCAGGGCCAGUUCUUGUGAACAACACAGGGGACCGCGGCUACGAGACGACGUUUCUGAUGGCGGCGGAGGAAGGAGGAGAGUACGAGCUGGUGUUUUUCCGGAGACUAGACGACGAGUUCAAUAAAGUGAAUAAGUUUUACAAAGAGAAAGUUGAUGAAGUGUUGAAAGAAGCGGUGGUGCUUAAUAAACAGAUGGACGCUUUGAUCGCGUUUCGUGUUAAAGUUGAGAAUCCAGAAGGGUGGGGAUGGGAUGAUCGAGCGGUGGAGAUCACUCGCUUGGCCUCUGAUAUAGCUACUUCCGCGGCGGCUUUAUCAGCUUCUACUCCCGCCGGAGCUAAAUCAAUGAAAGUUCGAAGCCAAGCUCAUAUGGAGGCAAUACAUGAAGGAGGGUCGAGCAAAGCUGGUCAAUUAGAAGAUGAUGACGAAGAAGAAGAAGAAGCGCAAGCAGAAAUUGUAGCUUCAGUGUCUACAGGAGCUAGUGACGUGAACACGACCAGGAUGAGAGCGGGGAGACCAGCUCCGUUAGAUAUACUAGAUCGAGUGACGAUCAACAAUACCAAAGAGACGCCUCGCUCCACCAUCAAAAGAGUUCUCCAGGUAUCGAAGCAGACCGAUUUGAAAUUCAGCAGAGAAAACCUUAUGAAAGUCGAGGAGAAACUGAGGAGCGCUUUCAUCGUGUUUUAUCAGAAGCUUAGGCUUCUCAAGAGCUACAGCUUUUUGAAUGUAUUGGCGUUCUCUAAGAUAUUGAAGAAGUAUGAUAAGAUUACUUCGAGGGAUGCAACGAAGCCUUACAUGAAAGUGGUUGAUAGUUCAUACCUGGGAAGCUCUGAUGAAGUUGUGCGACUCAUGGAGCGUGUUGAAGCUACAUUCAUAAAGCAUUUUGCAAAUGCUAAUCGAACUAAAGGAAUGAACAUUUUACGGCCUAUGGCUAAACGAGAGAGACAUAGACUUACUUUCUCCACAGGUUUCUCGGCUGGAUGCGUUUUCUCUCUUAUAGUAGCUCUUGCCGCUAUCAUUCGCACCCGAAAUCUCUUGCAAGAGGAAGGCCAAAAACAAUACAUGAAUACUAUGUUCCCUCUUUAUAGCUUUUUCGGGUUUAUCGUGCUGCACAUAAUAAUGUAUGCUGCUAAUAUAUACUACUGGAGGCGAUACAAAGUAAACUAUUCCUUCAUAUUUGGGUUCAAGCAAGGAACUGAACUUGGUUAUAGACAAGUCCUGCUUGUGGGUUUCAGCAUUGGCGUCUUUGCAUUGCUUUGUGUUCUUGCCAAUCUUGACAUGGAGGCAAAUCCCAAAACCAAAGACUAUAAAACAUUCACCGAACUUCUUCCUCUCUUCCUACUUCUUGCCAUGUUUGUGGUUCUAGUCCUGCCAUUCAACUUCUUUUACCGCUCGAGUCGCUUUUUCUUCCUCACUUGUCUGUUUCAUUGUCUAGCCGCUCCUCUUUACAAGGUAACACUGCCUGAUUUCUUCUUGGGAGAUCAAUUAACUAGCCAAGUUCAAGCUCUUAGAAGCAUCGAGUUCUACAUCUGUUACUAUGGUUGGGGAGACUUCAAACACAGACAGAACACUUGUAACAAAUCUGGUGUGUACAACACUUUCUUAUUCAUUGUUGCUGUCAUCCCUUACGCCUCUCGCCUCCUUCAGUGCCUGAGACGUCUGUUUGAAGAGAAAAACUCAGAACAAGGAUGGAACGGACUCAAGUACUUCUUGACUAUAGUGGCGGUUUGCUUGAGAACUGCUUGCAGUAUCCAAAAAGGUCAAAUCCUUUGGAAGGUUUUCGCUGCGAUCUUCUCAGCUGCAGCUGCCAUAUUCAGUACUUACUGGGACUUUGUCCAUGAUUGGGGCCUUCUUAACCGGUCAUCUGAAAACCGCUGGCUUCGGGACAAACUCCUUGUUCCUCAAAAGAAUGUAUACUUCAUUGCAAUGAUAUUGAAUGUCCUUUUGAGAUUUGCAUGGAUCCAAACGGUUAUGGAUUUCAACUUCACCUUCAUGCAUACACAGACGAUGGUUGCUGUUGUUGCUAGUCUUGAGAUCAUUCGUCGUGGUAUAUGGAAUUUCUUCAGAUUAGAGAAUGAGCAUCUGAAUAAUGUCGGGAAAUAUCGAGCCUUUAAGUCUGUUCCAUUACCGUUCACCUACGGUGAAAAUGGAGAUAAAGACGAUUAA